AUGCGAGGCGAACGUCCCGCCGUGCCAAUCUACUCACUAUGCAUUCCUCUCAGCCAGCACGCCACACAUUCCCGCCCGCCACACCAGCCUCCGCGAACCGCGCACCUGUCAACGGUUUUUGGCAUUCGUAAAAAUGCUGAUAUACGAUGUAGUUCCGCUGCCAGCAGGCACACUACCUCACCUGAUGCUUUUAGGCAGCAGAGUGCACACGCACGCCGACCCAACAUGCGCUUACUCUUCACACACCCAUCCGAGCCAGCCGCACUAGCCCUUGGAAGACUUCUCGCUGCCGAAGGGCAUGCCAUACAUGCUGUGGAAGACGAAUAUAUUUGGGGCACUGCUCCAGCUCGGUAUUGCAGGUCUUAUACGCGCUUCCAUCGUCUCAACCCGACCACAAGCCUGACUGACCUCUGGAAAACUCUGAAACACCACAUCGACGUCAUCAUACUGUUCGGGAGCAUCUCACGAUAUGAUAGGCAGAUUCUGGGAGCGGAAGGAACAAGGAUCAUCGGCGACGAUUUAUUUAAUAAUGAACACGAAUUCCAAAGUUUUUUGCGGAUCAAAGUUAUCGGCGCCCUCGAGCGAACCACCAACGCGGUCAAGGUACCGUCCGUUUUCGAGAUACAUUCACGCGCAUGCAUUGCCGAGAUUCUGGGUCACUACCCUUCGACUGCAUUUAGGCUCUAUCGCGCGCCAAAUCAGAUACGUGACGAGGAGGAGGGGGACGAUGAAGACGCUAAGACUCUCGUGGACGUCGAAACGCACUCUGCUAGCAUAUCAUUCGAACUGUGCAGCAACGGCGAGCCCCUCGUUUUUUCAUAUGAUACUUUAGACGACGAUGUGGUUAAAGAGAUCAAAUGUCUCCCAAUAUCCGAAGAGUGUCCCUACCGGCUUGUAGAGGCUGUGGAGGGCGGAACUCUAUAUUUUUCUCAUGUACUAGUCAUUGAUGGCGAGGUACGCACCUUUACAGUGACCACAGGCCUAGCGAACCGCCCCGAAAUCAUUUCAAUAUCCUCGUCACAGCUUAUAUUCCGCGCGCUUUUCCGAUUUACGUUGGAUACUAUCGAUGCGCUAGUGCGCUGGCGAAGAGACGAUGCGACAAUCGAAGAAACAGCUUUUAAACAUAAAUUUGGUUUUUCGACACAUUUGAGCAUAUCUUUCCGAGUCAAAGACGAAAUACGGCCUGAUGGCCACCUCGUCCGUAAGAUCACAGCUGUUAGCUGUUCUACUAAACCACACACAAGCCUUAUACUACCGUGCAAUGCAGCCUCGCUGCGGCAUCGCCUUGCUCACAUUUACAUCCACCCGAGCGGAUACAACGAUAGCACGAAAAUACUCAUGUUACCGACUUCGAACACCUUAUUGGGAAUUUACUCCUUUCACUCCACAUUCCGCAUUCUCCGCCAGAUCAUAGUGUCUUUCCAACCCAGUAGGUUUAUCUACUGGACUCGACUUGCACGUUGGAUAUUGCUGAUUUUGGUCUGGGCAUUGUGCUUCCAAGAAGAGAUAUGGAGCUGGUCAGACCCGGGCCCCGCGAUGUGCUUGUGGCUUAAAACUGGGUUGGGAUGGCUUGGAUUGCAUCGCAAUUCUACCAACAUGCCUGUAAGCAAUCCUGAUCGUCGUCGACGCACGGCAUCCUCGCGAGGCAAUCUCGCGAGAAACACAACUCCACAAAAUGGUGUCAGUGCCAGUAGGCAUGCACAAAUCCAGCGCAACUACGAAGAGGAGCAGGACGACCUUGGCAUAUCGUCUUUCGGGUCUUUCAAUAUAGGCCACGAGUACACCCUAGGGAGAUCAGACUCUACCAAAAGUGCGCCUGGGAGACUUUGCACGACUCCAGUUGAGCGGAGCGAGCCAUCACGUGGUGGAAACGCCAUCAAUCGUGAUCAAGAAAUUGCCGUUAUCAGAGUUCUCGUAUCUCCUCUGAACUCUCAUCGCAUCUCUUUCUCCUCUGAUCAAUAUAUCCAUUCACCUCCACGAUCCAGCAGUCCAGAUUCCGCAUCUUCGCCUGCCAGCGGCGAUGAAGAGGAUUCUCCCACUGGCCAUCAGGACUCAAUGACCGGAUAUCCAGAUCUCGCACGUAACGGGAGUAUCCGGAGAUCCAACGGCCGCCGCGAACAGAUGGAUCUUGCCACAAUUUCCUCACCCGAUGAAGAUGUAACCCGCGAGACGACUCCCGCGGCGAAGGUUCUGGAUGAGGAGACGGUCCCACUUGAUGAAUCACCGCAAGACGCAGUUAUGGGAAGUCCCGUUGUGAGAGAUCUGUGCCCUGAUAUGUAUCAUGGGCUUUUGGAGCAAAGAGGUCCUCUUCGAAUAACUAACGUGGGUUCUUGUGAUUUGUCUUCAUCAAGCGAAGAUGAAGAAAGCGAAGGCGAAGACGAGGAUAAUGACGCCGAUGAUAGUAAUGAUAGCGAUGAUGAUAGUCUCUCGGGAAUUACCCUAGUUAACGAUGAUGAGGAUUUGGGGGACGAUGAGACCGUGGAUGUGGCUUCAAAUCGCGAGGCCAGUACUCCGAUUGUAGGGGAAGAAGGGGUUGAAGCUGAGGAGUCGCCCUACGCCCGACCACUUUCCACUCUAGCGUUGUUUGCAAUUGGAAGGGUGUUGAUAGGGACCUUGCAUGCAGGGACCAUAGUGGUUUGGAGGAUUCUUCUCACUGCGACUUAUAUUUUGAGGUGCGUGCGGCUCAUGGUCGAGUCUCGGCAGUAUUUGCUACUUUGUUUAUAUCUGCAAGGCAUUAUUCUAACUUUACUUGAUGAGUUCUGA
This is a messenger RNA of Periconia digitata, 2763 nucleotides long. The record is from the annotation of a GenBank genome assembly. Lineage: Eukaryota; Fungi; Ascomycota; Dothideomycetes; Pleosporales; Periconiaceae.